AUGGCGACGGCGACUCUUCCAGAGCUUCCCCCUUCGCGGAAGGCCAUCGUACAGUCGGCAGAGAAGCCCGGGACCUUUGAACUGCGCGCCGAUCUACCCAUGCCGCCUUUGCCGCCCGACCACGUCCUCAUCAAGGUGGCAGCGGUGGCGAUCAACCACUGCGACUACAAGAUGCCAGCGAGGAUCCCGUGUCCCGGCGCCGUGGACGGCAGCGACUUUUCGGGCACCGUGGUGCGCCUCGGCGAGGCGGUAGCGCGCACGCCGGGAGGGCUGCGGAUCGGCGACCGCGUCGCCGGGGCGCAGAUGGCGUCGCAAGUCCGCCGGCCCUGGUGCGGCGCCUUCUCCGAGUACAUCGCCGACAAGGCCGACAACGUCUGGCGCGUGCCCGAGCACCUCUCGUGGGAGCAGGCGGCCUCGAUAGGCUGCGGCGUGACCACGAGCGUGGGGAUGGCGCUCUGGUGGGCCAUGAAGCUGCCCGGCACGCCCGAGAAGCCUACCGCGGACCCCAAGUUCGUUCUCGUCUAUGGGGGCUCGACUGCCAGUGGCACUUUUGCCAUUCAGCUGCUCAAGCUGUCGGGCUACCGAGUCGUCACGACGUGCUCCCCCAAGAACUUCGAGCUGGUGCACGAGUAUGGUGCCGAGAAGGCGUUUGACUAUCACUCGCCGACGUGCGGCGAGGAGAUCCGGGCGUACACCAAGAACACGCUGGAAUACGCGCUCGACAUCAUCACGGAAGCGCGCACAAUUCGCCAGUGCUAUGCGGCCAUUGGGCGUGGAGGCGGCAGAUACGUCGGGUUUGAGCUCCUGCCCGACGAUCUGAUCGCCACGAUGCGCAAGACGGUCAAGGCCGACUGGGUCAUCGGGCUGGAGGCGACAGGCCUGGAGCUGGAACUCCCUGGGGGGUAUUAUCGCAAGGCAAACCCCGAGCUGCACGCCUGGAUCCACGUGUGGAUCAAACGCUUCGCCGCCUUGUACGAGGCCGGAAAGCUAAAACCGCAUCCCAUACGGGUCAACCAGGGCGGCCUCGCGGGCGUCAUUGAUGGCAUCAGCACCUUGCAGCGGAAGGAGGUGCAUGCCCAGAAGCUGGUGUAUCUGCUGGACGGCUAG
Thermothielavioides terrestris NRRL 8126 is the source of this 1107-nucleotide messenger RNA. RefSeq lists its product as uncharacterized. The record is from RefSeq and is a predicted model, not a curated record. The transcript is spliced from 2 exons. NCBI's taxonomy places the organism in Eukaryota, Fungi, Ascomycota, Sordariomycetes, Sordariales, Chaetomiaceae. The coding region runs from base 1 to 1107 and encodes 368 amino acids. Gene Ontology annotation, molecular function: oxidoreductase activity, acting on NAD(P)H.